Messenger RNA from Neopelma chrysocephalum (saffron-crested tyrant-manakin), 687 nucleotides. RefSeq names its product HLA class II histocompatibility antigen, DR alpha chain. Gene Ontology annotation, biological process: immune response; positive regulation of T cell activation; antigen processing and presentation of exogenous peptide antigen via MHC class II. The annotation marks the transcript as partial. Gene Ontology annotation, cellular component: MHC class II protein complex; membrane. NCBI's taxonomy places the organism in Eukaryota, Metazoa, Chordata, Aves, Passeriformes, Pipridae. The transcript has 3 exons. Gene Ontology annotation, molecular function: MHC class II protein complex binding. The record is from RefSeq and is a predicted model, not a curated record.
CCGCCCCGGUUCCCUCAUUUCGCCGCCGCUUUUGUGGGAUCCACAUCGUCCCUUCCCGGUUUUCCAGCGUCCCGAGGGGUCAUGGAUGGACUACGGAACGUCCCCUUCCUGCUGGUGGUGCUGGGGUUGACCCUGCCCGCGGUUUGGGGGGUCCAAGUGUCCCACCAGAUCAUCCAGACGGAAUACUACCAGAAAUCCCUGGAUUCCAAGGUCGACGGCGGCGAGUUCAUGUUCGAUUUCGACGGCGACGAGAUUUUCCACGUGGAGCAGGAGAAGACGGUCUGGAGGCUCCCGGAAUUCCAGGAAUUCGCCAGCUUCGAGGCGCAGGGGGCGCUCCAGAAUAUCGCCAUCGACAAACAGAACCUGGAGAGCUCCAUGAAAGCUUCCAACAAUUCCCGGAUCCCCCCCGUGCCCCCGGAGUUGGCGUUAUUCCCGAAGAACGCCGUGGAGCUGGAUGAUCCCAACGUCCUGAUCUGCUACAUCAGCAAGUUCUGGCCUCCCGUGGCUUCCAUCACGUGGCUCCGGAACGGGAACGUCGUGUCCAAAGGGGUCCUGGAAACCGUCUUUUAUCCCGGCCCCGACAACACCUUCCGGAAGUUUUCCUACCUCCCGUUCAUCCCGAAUCGGGAGGAUUAUUACGACUGUCAGGUGGAGCACGAGGGGCUCCCGCAGCCCAGGAAAACGCAC